AUGGCCCCGAAAUCUUUCACGCCCGAGAAUGUUGAGGCCCAAAAGGCCAGGUACGCCAAGGCCGGCCAGGGCCAGGUCCACGCCUUCUACGAGUCCCUCUCCGACGCCGAGAAGCAGUCCCUGUUCCUCCAGCUCGAGGGCUUCGACCCCGAGGAGAUCAACCAGAUCACCGACCGAGCCCUGAACCCCCCAAAGGCCGACGACCAGCCCGCCACCGUCGAGCCCCUGCCCGAGGCUGCCACCGCAAGCAUCCUCGACUCCAAGCCCGAGGACAUCCAGGCCUGGUACGAGCAUGGUCUGAAGCUGAUCUCGGAGAACAAGGUCGCCGUCGUGCUCAUGGCCGGCGGCCAAGGCACCAGACUGGGAAGCAAGGCCCCCAAGGGCUGCUUCGACAUCCAGCUUCCUUCCCACAAGUCUUUGUUCCAGAUCCAGGGCGAGCGUAUCCUCAAGGCCCAAGAGCUCGCACAAAACAAGUUCUCCCCCAAGGAGAAGGUCGUCGUUCCCUGGUACGUCAUGACCAGCGGCCCCACGCGAGGCAACACCGAGAAGUUCUUCAACGGCGAGUCCCUCGGUGACAUUCUGCCCAACGAGACCGAGCAGGACCGCUCGAAGCGCGGAUCCUACUUCGGCAUGAACAAGGAAGAUGUCAUGAUCUUUGAGCAGGGUGUCCUGCCUUGCAUCUCCAACGAGGGCAAGAUCAUGCUCGAGGGCAAGGGCAAGGUUGCUGUAGCCCCUGACGGCAAUGGUGGUCUGUACAAGGCCCUGUACCAGGCACAGAUCAAGUCCAAGUUCGGCUCUGAUGUCACAACUGUCCUUCAGGACAUGAAGAAGCGCGGCAUUGAGCACAUUCACGCCUACUGUGUGGACAACUGCUUGGUCAAGGUCGCUGACCCCCUAUUCAUUGGUUUCUCCGCCGCCAAGGGUGUCUCGUUGGCGACCAAGGUCGUGCGGAAGCGCAAUGCUACCGAGUCUGUUGGUUUGAUUCUGUCCAAGAACGGCAAGCCCGACGUUGUCGAAUACUCCGAGAUCGAUGCCGCCACCGCCGAGGCACAAGAUCCCAAGCAACCUGGUGUCCUCAAGUUCCGCGCCGCCAACAUUGUCAACCACUACUACUCCUUCAAGUACCUCGACGGCAUGGACAAGUGGAUGGGCAAGCUGCCGCACCACAUUGCCCGCAAGAAGAUUCCCUGCGUUGACACCGCCACCGGCGAGGACGUCAAGCCAUCGAAGCCCAAUGGCAUCAAGCUCGAGCAGUUCGUCUUUGACAACUUCAACAUGCUGGACCUGAGCGACUUCGCCUGUUUGGAGGUCAGGCGCGAGGACGAGUUCUCGCCGCUGAAGAACGGAACUGACGCCAAGGACGACAACAUGAUUACCAGCAAGCAGGACAUCAUGGCCCAAGGAAAGAAGUGGGCAGAGGCUGCCGGCGCCACGGUCAGCAACGGUACCAGUGAGGGCUUGGAGGUCUCGCCACUCACCAGCUACGGCGGUGAGGGCUUGGAGAGCUACAAGGGCCAGACCAUCUCCAAGGCAGCAAUCUGA
This is a messenger RNA of Neoarthrinium moseri, 1542 nucleotides long. RefSeq lists its product as uncharacterized. Gene Ontology annotation, biological process: UDP-N-acetylglucosamine biosynthetic process. Lineage: Eukaryota; Fungi; Ascomycota; Sordariomycetes; Amphisphaeriales; Apiosporaceae. Gene Ontology annotation, molecular function: UDP-N-acetylglucosamine diphosphorylase activity. The transcript is spliced from 2 exons. The record is from RefSeq and is a predicted model, not a curated record. Bases 1 to 1542 code for a protein of 513 amino acids.